AUGCAUAGAGCAGGCCGUGAUAGGCUCAUCUCAAGGUCACUUCUCUUGCCAAACCACCAUCGCCCAUAUAUGUGGUCCGCUGCACAUGGUCCCGCAUUCCGUGACAUGUCGGUGCCUACGCCUGUCGUUCCGUCUAAGUCCGUGCCGUUCUCCAAGGACGAGUUGGAGGCGAUUUUAACCUCGAUGACUCAUGCGGCUUGGUUGAUGUAUGGUGUAAAUCAGCCUUCUGUCUAUCUUGACAAGUCGUUGUGGUCUCAUAUUGCUGAUGAUCUGCACUCACGAGGAUGGCCGCGUCGAACUUGGCAACAGAUCAAGGCAAAGGGGAAACAGUUGGUCAUGUCGACCCCUGCAGUUGGAAAACCACCUAGUGAUUCCCAGCUUGUUCAUCCAGGUUCUCCCUAUUCAUCGGACCAGAAUGUGUUAUGUGAGAAUACUAGUGUGGUCAAUUGCCGGCCUCCCGAGACCAGUCCACUGAGAUCAAAGUCUGGGCUUAAGUCACCACAGAUGCUCCCCACGCUAACUCCAGCUCCAUCAUUGAUGCCGCACUCACAAAAUACUCCCCCCACAGGCCCACAAAUCCUUCGUGUCCAAUCGACGUCCCAAUCUGGAGGACUGUUGAGCGUGCCCACCCAAACCGGUAAUCUCAUUUCAGGUCCGCAGAUAUGCCCCGCUAGCUGUUUACCAGUGUUCGAGCAAAAUGCAAAGCAAUCAAGUCCCUGUUUCACGCCACCUCUACUAUCUGGAUAUCCAUCCACACUCCUUGUCUCACAAGUUCCUGCACAUCGAAUGGGUUAUCCACCGGAUGCGAUGGCUUCAUCAAACAGCUUCUGCAAUUCGGGAGUGUCGCCCGCAUUCCAGACAUCGCCCAGGCUUCCCGCUGUUGAUCAAAUGGUUCCCACUCCUCUGCUCCCAUUGAAAUAUCAGCAUCAGCUGCGAAUCAAUGCCCUUAAGUUGGAAAUACUUGAAUUGAAGAAGGAAUAUUGGUCGAAGAAGCUAAAAUAGAUGUGACGUGGCCUACCGCAUACCAAUUUGUCGAAUAACAGCAGAUGUCUUCUUUCAUGCACGAACCAGAUCCCCGCCUCUUCCACCACCACAAGUUAUAUAUAUUUUUUCAGCAAUUCCUUGUUGUCUAUCGCUUUUUUAUUCUUCGAUUUGGCUGGAUUUCACCGAGCUCAUCAGUUAUGCUGUUUCUUGGUUCUGUAUCAGCCUAAACCCUUUCCCCCUUGUUCUGAUUGUUAUUUGGCUGAGCCAAAUAGAGACCAAAUGGACUAACG
Messenger RNA from Dicrocoelium dendriticum, 1274 nucleotides. The record is from the annotation of a GenBank genome assembly. Lineage: Eukaryota; Metazoa; Platyhelminthes; Trematoda; Plagiorchiida; Dicrocoeliidae.